GUAGUGAAUACAGAGACAUUGAAUCAACUUCACCAGAGCAGAAGAGAGCUCACCUGAACUAAACAGAGCAGUAUGGGAACAUCAUCCAGUUUACUGGAUGAAAAUAAAUCCAACUACAUAAAAGGGCAAGUGGAUGAGAAAUUUAAGAAGUUCGCACCGAUUUAUAGGAAACAAUAUUCUCUGGCUUACCUGUCCCAGAUCCAAGAUGAACUUGAACAACGCAAAGAGGAACGCACACAGUUCCUCAAACAACGGGCCCUUCCAGAGUCUGGAAAGGUGCUGUAUGAGGAAAUUGUCCGGUACUUUGAUGACGGCAGGAAGUGGAAGGAUAGAUAUAUUGUGAUGCGUGCCAGUCACGUCCUGGAGUGCCACGAAAGCUACAAGGCGUUUGUGAAAGGUGCCCCUCCAACACUCAGACUGAUACCUACAGGGGGCACCAUUCUGACUACAGAAAAAAAAUAUAUGGAAAUGAUUGACCAGGCCUGCCCUUGCACCAACAAUGUCCAGGAGGAUUUCGCGCCCCCUGUGGCGGACAUGCCGGGGGAGUACCCAGUUUAUCUUAGACUUCCGUACCGCCGAGAUUCCUAUUUCUGUUUCCGAGAUGAAAACUCUCAAGCUGAAUUCAUCUCGGUCUUAUCUGACUGCAUUCGCCACCAGAACAAAGAUUUUCUCAAGAAGAAGACGUGUGAGGUUAAAGCUUUCCUCAAAGCCUUUCAGCUCUAUAGGGAGGAGAAUGACCAGUAUGAAUCAUGGGAUAUGCUCAUAGGCAGUGAUAUGCGGGGUCUUGCUAAUCUGUUCAUGGAGGACUUAAUGCCCUAUCUGGAGAAAGAACUGCAGCCAUGUAUGAAGAGCAAGAGGGCAGACAAGAGAAGAGUGUGGUUUGCAACAGUUGAAGCUGCUUAUUUUCUGCUGCAAGAGCAUCUAAGGCAAAGGCUGACCACACUGAAGGAGGAGUGCAAAGACAUGGUGAAAGAGCAGGAGGCACGCAUGCGCUCUGACAUGGACCAGAUCACCAGCUCAAGAACUUUCCUGGAGAGCAAACUAAGAGCUAUGGUAGCUGAGCCAGCAACAAAAUACUGCACUGAGCAGGUGCAGCCUUACCUGCCGGCCGUCUUGGAGGAAGUCAUGGGGCCCAUCAGCCUGGGCUUCACAGAGGCCCGGGACUUGAGCGAGGCCAUGAUGGAACAGCUUUGUCAGGACUUCGAGGAUGCUGACCAGAGUGAGGAACUCCGACAGGCUAUGUUUAAGAUGAGUAAGGCUAAUUUACAGAGCUGUUAUGACAAAGUGAGUGGACUGGCAGAUCACAUCCAAGAGCUACAGCAAACCUUCAACUAUUGCAUCAAAGGUUUGGCGAACAGCACAGAGAUCGACUUAAAACAGCUGAUGGAGAAUCUAGAGUACACCUUUGAGCUGCUCGUGCGAAAGGCUCUGGAGGACCCAUCUACCAACCUCACGAUGGCUAUGCAAAAGGCUUCGAACAGGGUUCUGAAACAAUUUGACUACGACAGCAGCACAGUGAGAAAGAGGAUCCUCCAGGAAGCUUUGAUCAACAUCACUCUACCCAGCAUCAAGAAGCAUCUGGCCCCAUCCUUCAAAGAGGAACUACCUAAAUUUGAGCAAUACAUAUUCGCCGAUUAUUCAAACUUCAUCAGUGUGGAAAACUUGUAUGACGACAUUAUCCACCAGAUACUGGAAAAGGACAUCAGCAUGGUGGUCAAGGAGGCAGCCAACUUGAAGAAAUUCAACCUGUUGACAGAGAGCAGAUACAACUUCAGUGUGUCCAGCCUGUCCUCCACUCCCCCGGGAUCUGCACCCAGCAGCCCAGAACACUUAAAUACCUCCCCGAGCCUGCGUACGCCCCUGCCGCCCUCCCCACUGCUGGGCAACGGCAUAACAGCAAACAAAUCAGCGACUGUUCACUCGCUAAAUUCAAAAAGUAGCACACUGAGCCAAGCUCUGCCUGUCAUGGGAAAAAUCAGUGAUGAACAGAACAAGACACUCUUAGAGGAGAGCAGUGAUGAUGUAUUUGCCACUGCUGAAACAUCAACCUCGAUUACGUCAGCCGAGCCUAAACCAGAACUCAUAACAACCACAAUCGCCACGGAUGUCAUUCCCACCCCUGUUAUUAUGGUAACAGAAGCCACAGAAAGUGCUGGUACUUCUAGUUCACCAAAAGGAGAUGAUGCAACUUUUUCAGACUUUGCUAAUAAGUCCACAAUAGCAAUCAGUCCGAUCUGUAUGAAAACCUCUGGGUCUAGUGGUGACCCUGCUGAAACGGAGGACAACAGCAAGCCAGCGGUUUCGUCAGAUGAUCCAGCCCAGAUUAAAGCACAGAUACGCGAUGAAAGCACAUAUCCAAUAGCCGUUUGCUUAUCUAUUGAAGAUGCAGAAGCUGGAGAUAUCUAUAAAGAGUUCACAGACAAACAAAUCAUGGAUCUUCCAGAAAAGGCCUCAGAAACCCAGUCUUCACCACACCUUGAGGAGGAAACCAGCCCCCUGGGCUGUGUGAAGGAGAUCCGUGACCUGGUAAUGGAGGUUAUUGAAGUCGAGGAGGUGCUUCAGACUUGCAAAGACAAUGGAGAAAAAGUUCAAAUGUUCGAGGAACCAGAAGCUAUAGUUUAAGAUUUAAUGACUGUGUCAGUACUUUACUCAACUUGUUCACACCUCCAUUUUACUGUGUGAAGAGACAAAUUGUACAUUUUGAACUUGGUUUGUUCAUUGUGCAGGAGGUAAUUAUAAUUUACUUGAUGUAUGUAUAUAUAUAUAUAUAUAUAUAUAC
This is a messenger RNA of Rhinichthys klamathensis goyatoka, 2779 nucleotides long. It is a transcript of the gene niban1a, whose product is annotated as niban apoptosis regulator 1a. The coding region runs from base 73 to 2622 and encodes 849 amino acids. NCBI's taxonomy places the organism in Eukaryota, Metazoa, Chordata, Actinopteri, Cypriniformes, Leuciscidae. The transcript is spliced from 14 exons. The record is from RefSeq and is a predicted model, not a curated record.